AUGAAAGGAGUCGCUGCAUUCCAAAACCUGCUGGCCUCAGCCAGGCAUAUCGUAAUACUAACAGGAGCCGGCAUAAGUGCGGAGAGUGGUAUACCUACAUUUCGCGGCGAUGGAGGGCUAUGGCGGACAUACGAGGCGCAAGAAUUGGCGACUCCCGACGCGUUUCGGAAGAACCCUUCACUCGUUUGGGAAUUUUAUCAUUACCGUCGCGAAGUGGUAGCAAAGUGCCAGCCCAAUGUCGGACAUUUUGCCUUAGCCGCUCUUCAACGGAAAUUGACGUUGCAAGGGAAGCGAAUGGAUGUCAUCACGCAAAACAUUGAUCGAUUGCACCAAGCCGCCGGGAGCACGGACGUUGUUGAACUUCAUGGAUCUUUAUGGCUUCUCAAGGCGGUUGACGAACCCGGCUUCGUCGAAGAUGGGGUAAAAGUUUGGGAAGACCGGUCGAUGCCUGUGGCGCCCUGCUUCGCCGGGAAAUGUCAGCCCGACCCCCACAUCCGCAGCUCGGACAUUCCAACGUCGGCACUCCCGCACACCAGGAACGAACAGAAGCUAUUGAGGCCUGCAGUAGUAUGGUUCAACGAAGGGCUGGACCCUCGGGUCCUUACGGGCGCCUACGAGCUUUUGAAUGCGUGCGACCUUCUCCUGGUGGUGGGCACCAGCUCCGUCGUCUACCCUGCGGCAUCUUUCGCCCCCUUGGUCGCAGAGGCAGGGAAGCCUGUGGUGGAAGUUAACUUGGACCCGACGGAUCAUUCCAAUAUUUGCAGGCUGGCAUUCCAGGGAAAAGCCGGCGAAAUCUUGCCGGUAUUGCUGGGCGUGGAGGAGGAGGUUACCGGAUUGGUACAGGACUGGGCGGGAAAGACGACAAAUACUAGGACCCCUCCAAAGAAUUAA
Messenger RNA from Nannochloropsis gaditana CCMP526, 891 nucleotides. RefSeq names its product NAD-dependent deacetylase (gene NPDA). Bases 1 to 891 code for a protein of 296 amino acids. The record is from RefSeq and is a predicted model, not a curated record. The transcript has a single exon. Gene Ontology annotation, molecular function: protein-malonyllysine demalonylase activity; protein-succinyllysine desuccinylase activity; NAD+ binding.